Clupea harengus (Atlantic herring) is the source of this 3377-nucleotide messenger RNA. It is a transcript of the gene scyl3, whose product is annotated as SCY1-like, kinase-like 3. Gene Ontology annotation, molecular function: protein kinase activity; ATP binding. The record is from RefSeq and is a predicted model, not a curated record. Lineage: Eukaryota; Metazoa; Chordata; Actinopteri; Clupeiformes; Clupeidae. Gene Ontology annotation, biological process: protein phosphorylation.
CUGAACAGGAAGAAUCGGUGUUUACAGUGAGGGCGCAGGAAGCAGAAUAUCGUGCGUGGCCAAUUUCCCAAUUUGAGUUUAUCCGCCAAAAACGACUGAAAAAACGAAACCAUUGUUUUCGAGAUUACAAUGGACGCAUUCGCAAAAACGAAAACCCAAGUGCCGUGAGUCAAGGUAUUUUCAUGCCUGGACGUCGACGGUGCUGUACCCUUAGCAAUGUUGCAAUUGCAGGGAUAACUAGCUAGCUAGCAGUGCUAGCCAGCGUUAGCCUCUCAUUCCUUGCCAAGUGACACCGUUUAACAGACCGCAUUCUUUCUUUUGGCUAGCCAUGGGUGCAGAGAAUAGUGCCCUGCGGAGCGUUGUCCUAGAGGAGCCGUUGCUGACACUUCCCUCUGGGAUCACCAUGUACUCCGCCUUGCUCCAGGACGGCAAGCCCGCCUCGGUGUUUGUUCAUAAGCAAGGCAACGAAGACAAAGUGAAAAAGGCUGCAAAGCAUCUGAAGACUUUGCGGCACCCGUGUCUUCUGCGCUUCCUGUCAUGUUCGGUGCAGGGUGGAGGUGUGCACCUGGUGACGGAGCGUGUGCAGCCCCUGGAGCUGCUGCUGGAGGAGCUGAGCCCUGAAGAGAUCUGCGCAGGCGUCUUUGACCUGCUGCAGGCACUGGUGUUUUUGCAUGACCGGGGCAAAUCGAGCCACAACAACGUGUGUGUCUCCUCCGUUUUUGUGAGUGAGGAUGGCCACUGGAAGCUGGGAGGCAUGGAGACGGUGUGCAAGUUCUCUGAGGCCACACCAGAGUUUCUCAGCAGUAUCCAGGCAGUGCGAGAAAGCAGUGCUGUUCCCCCUGAGGAGAAGGUGGAGGGUUCCAAAGCCCUGCCGGACCAGUGUGCUCACUCCCGCGACGUCUUCUCUUUCGGGGUCAUGCUGGAGACCCUACUCCCGCUGCUUAGUGGAUACGGCUCUCAGGAGCUGUCUGAGAGCCUGAAGUGCACGCUGCAGGCCAGCCUGCUGACCUCUGACCCCGAGCAGCGUCCUCCUCUCAGUUCGCUGCUCAAUCACGAGUUUUUCAGGAAUGACUUCCUGGAGAUCAUGAAUUUUCUGAAGAGCCUGACCUUGAAAACUGAAGAAGAGAAAAAUGAGUUUUUCAAGUUCCUACUGGACCGUGUGCAGAGUCUCCCUCAGGAGUUGCUGGCAUCACGCUUGGUUCCACAGCUUCUGAACUCUAUGGUGUUUGCUGAGCCCACGGCUAUCAAGAGCUUCCUGCCACACCUGCUGCGACCCAAGAGCGAUUCUGUAGACAGUGAAGAAUGUCUGCUGUCGGACGCUCUGUACAACAAGCAUGUGAUUCCUCAGCUGCUGAAGCUGUUCAAGGUCAACGAGGAACACGUGAGGAUGGUGCUGCUCUCACACAUCCACAUCUACGCUCCCUACUUCUCCCAUGACGAACUGAAGAACCACAUCCUACCUCAGGUUUUGUUGGGAAUGAGAGACACCAACGACUCACUGGUUGCCAUGACACUGCAGAGCUUGGCUGUUCUGGUCCCGCUGCUGGGUGCGCAGGUGGUGGUUGGCGGGGAGAGGACCAAGGUGUUCAAACGAAACACACCCAAUUUCAGCAAGUCCACAGAGGUCACCCCUGAGACCUCUCCUGUCCAUAUUGUGGCCCUAGUGCCGCCUCAGCUCUCGCAGCCCUCCAAGGUCCCCAGCCUCUUCCCCAAACACGGCUCCCCGGCGGGGACCCUGCUCAUGCAGCAGAUGAACUCCCUCCAGACCACCAGAGACUCCAAACUCCCCACUGCACCUGAGCCAGCUCUUAGCAGAGCGAUGGCUUUACCUCUGAACGGGUACAGCGAGCUGAGGGAGAGGGAGAAGGUGCAGGAGAGAGCAGGAGGGGCUCCCGGCCGAACGGAGGGAUCGCCAGAGGACUGGCCCGACUGGAGCGACACAGAGGAGGCGGAGAGGAAGCCCAAUCAGCCAGUGCAGAUCCAGAUCCGAGCCGCCGCCGCUGAUGACAGCCCGGAGGAGCCAAUCAGUAGGGGCAAACGGCAGGAAGAGGAGGAACCCUGGGAUGAUUUUGAGGAGGAGGAAGUGACGUCGGAUCAGUCGCCCACCACGCCUUUACCAGUGCCAAGGGAGGCAGCUGUGAGCAGCCAACAGUCAGGGACUGGCAAGGGCUCCAAAGCACUGAAGUUGGGCUCUGCCACCAGGGCCACGCUGCUUCUGCCUAGCAGAGAUGCAUCAUGGGAUACGAGUUGGGAGCAGACGGAUGAAACCUCCUCGAAAGCGGCCGAGCCUAAUGCCAAAGCCCUCGAUACACACAAGCCAAAGGGUGGUGGUGGAGGGCUGGGCGAAGAAUUCACCAUCAUGGUGAAGAAGAAGCCUGAAAAUGAUCCAGAGCUGGACUUCUUUGCUGACAUGGAGCCAGAUAUUAAGCUGUCAUCCACAGCAACCUCCCUGCUGCUGCCCGCUGUGGGCUUGGGGAAUGCCGGUCACAGUUUGGCUACAGACGCCUCGCCAGCUGUGUCUGACCUUCCGGAUACGAAGCUGUCUGCCAACGUUCUCUCACUCACUGCCAAAUUUGCCGCAGAAGACCUAAGUGAGGCGGACGCUGAGGGCUGGGGAGAUGGCGACGACAUCAACUGGGAGGAUGAGAAUGCCUGGUGAUGAACUGCGACCUCUAGAGCAAAGCCAUACAGGAGAGAAAGAGAGCAGGCAGUAGAGGAGAGAGGCCUGCCCUCCAGCCGCCAACCAGAGAGCCAGGCCCUACAGGGGUCACCUCGCUCAUGAGAUGAUGAACCUAGGACCGUUACAAUCAAGUGUGAGAGGACAUGAUCAUUGCUUUUUCAGUUUCUGAAAUCUAUUUUGUUAUUUUUCUUUUGUGAAGUUCAACUCUCAUUGUCUCUGAUGAAGAUGUGACCGAGAAUGCGUCUAGCCUUUUUUUCUUUUCUUGGGGGGCUCGUACUGGAAUGGACAGACAUUUUCUUUUGUAGCUGUGUGUCAGCCAGUCUGACCACUAUCGGAUCCCUUUUGUAGAGCGUCUGCCAAAGUCGCAGUAGGAACCGAAUCCACGAUGAAUCUUUGGAGAGGUCCUAACAAAGAGCAGUUCCUGUAUAGACCACUGGAUCCCUCUGCUUUUGUUGUGCCAUGAAGCCCUGCGCUCAAGCCAUGACGGUGAGCCUUACGAGCCAGGACCACAGCGUCCACACCGGAAGAGAUUACAGUUAAGAGUUUUAUCGAGCAUUUGUGUGUGUGUGUCAGGUUUGCAGGGUUCGGGGUGAGAAGAGAGUGUUUACAUGCGUGCGAGUGUGAGAAACGAAAGAUGGGACAUAUAUAAUUUAUUUGUAUUUUUGGCUGGAUGGGAAAAUAAAAUAGUUUUAUGGUA